Messenger RNA from Darwinula stevensoni, 966 nucleotides. The record is from the annotation of a GenBank genome assembly. Lineage: Eukaryota; Metazoa; Arthropoda; Ostracoda; Podocopida; Darwinulidae.
AUGACACAAACUCGGCCCAGUGGCAACGACUACUUUCCGGAGUGUAUCCAACAAACGCGGACCGGAGGAGAGACAGCAGCUCAUUCCAUCUUUUGGUACAGGAACUCGGGCAGGAGGAAACAUGUCAGCUCAUUCGAUCUCUCGGUACGAGGACGUCACCUCACCCCACACCUCCUGCAUUUCCAGGCCCAUUUUUUCUGCGAUAACGUCUCCUCUCUUUCCUUUCCAGACAAACUCGACGAGGAUGAGGCAGGGAACCUCCUGCAAAGUCUCAACAAACUGGCAGAGGAUGAGAUAAGGAACCUUGUGCAGCGUUUCAGUAACAGCUACGGGCCGGAGGAGAGACGAGACUUCAUUCAUGUAUUUGGCAUACUUGACCAGGAGCAGAGGUCCCGGCUUAUUGAUUCUUUUGGUCCUCUUGAGCCGGAGCAAAGGAGCCAGCUCAGUCAUUCUUUUGAACAACUCGAGCCAGAGGAGUUUCGGGAACUUAUCCAUGCAUUUAGUAAGGACGACAUUCCUUAUGCCCCAUAUCUCAUACUUGAGCCGGAGCAGAUUCGCCAGCUCACUAAUUCUUUUGGUCCGGACAUCGUUCACACAUAUCACACUGCUGUCUCAGGGAUGUUCCUGUUCAAUUACGAAUGGAAAACCUAUUUUCUACUUUCCUUUCCAGAAAAGUUAUUGCCGGAAGAGACACAUCAACUCAUUGAUGCAAUUGAAAGACUCGGGCCUGAGGACACACGCCAACUCAUUCAUGCAAUUGACAAUCUGAAGUGGGAACAGAUGCUCCAGCUUAUUGAUACUAUUGAAAAACUCGUUCUGGAGGAGACACGACAACUCAUUGGUGCAUUUAGUGAGGACGAAGUUCCCUUCAACCUAGAUGAUGGGGCUUUUCUCGCACAGUUUCACUAUAUAAAAGACACCAGAAAAGGUCAACAGGAACUCGUCCUUGUCUACGAAGUUGAGUAA